Molecule: messenger RNA, 1452 nt
Organism: Desarmillaria tabescens
Lineage: Eukaryota; Fungi; Basidiomycota; Agaricomycetes; Agaricales; Physalacriaceae
Exons: 5
Coding region: 1-1452 (483 amino acids)
Source: RefSeq, a predicted model, not a curated record
AUGGCUCAGCUGCCCUUCGAACUCGUCGAGAUUAUCAUCUCCGAGUUUUGGUACGCUGAACAUCCGUCUGACGACCGUAUUGCCUUCAUGACUGGAUGCCCCCUUCUAUGCAGGGUUUGGAGGGACGUCUAUGCUACUAUCACAUCCCAAGACAUCCACGUUCCAACUCAAGGAUACCUAUUCUACCUCAGCUCUAUCAUCCGUACCAAAAGGUCUUCCAUCUAUCGCCCUUUUCUCUCCAAAUCUACCCGUACGAUCACUUGUCAUGUCGAUCUCAUCGAAUCAAACGACGACCCAGCCUUGUUCCCAUACAUAGUGUUCUGCCACAUGCCCAAUUACGCCGGCUUUCGCAAAUGUUUUCCCGAUAUCCAGUGCAUCAACCUCGAAAUCAAGCUCCUUGGAAGGCCAUGGAAAGUGUUUAACCGAAUCAUCCGAACUCGAGUCUCCAUAAGACUUGAUGAACUGUUUUCGCUUAGUGCGCUACCCGUAGAUUGGUACAUCACGAUUGACGAUGCUCCGGAUAUCGGCGAAGUUAAUCCCAGUAAACUCAAGCAUUCAUGGUCAGACUUCCUCGGCGAGUUGGUCCGCGAUAUGUGUCAGUACAGUUUGCAGCUAAGAGGCAUGUCGAAAAUAGUCUCCUAUAACUCGGUAGCAGAAGGUUCGACGUGCUUUGGCGGUACUCGUCAUUUCCGCCAUCGCACCUACUGUGAAGAACGAAAUGAAGAUAUAUGGGGUAUUAACCGCCGUUUCUGGAAGGCGGGAAGAACACUCACGAAUGUCAAGACCUUUUUUUCUGGCCUAUUCGAUGAUCUAUUUUGGAACAAUUGUUCAGACGCCAAGUUUCCCAUGUGGAGAUUCCACUGCAACACGGAACAAGGGUCUCUAGGACCUCGAAUCCCUGAUGGAAGAGCCUUUACCAUGAAAAACGGCGUCAUAGUUACUUCAAUAAAGGAGCAGGAAGCCACCAUUCGAGCUAUUGUCCGUGAUGUUAUUUAUGCUCCCGGAUGCAUCUCAGUUUGCAACAUGCAUUUAGAGGUUAUGAGCACCAUCAAGAAAGAUAAAGCCUCUCUGCGAUUUGCGAACAUCUUCGGAAGUCCGGUACGCGAACGAGCCCUCAUGAGGACAAUUGAACGCCACUGCGCUAGCGUUCGGGGGAGGUUCAAGGAGAUGAUUUUCAAGAGCGUUCCCAACGUUCCCCUCGACAUUUUCACGCUCGAAAUGAAUCAAAAAUUUCGCCACUUUUGUCCCGCACCCACAACGACAGCGGCUGCCAUCCUGGAGGAAAACACAGCACGUCGCAAUGCACUUCUGAGAAAUUUCGUACAUGAGCAUCCGCUUUUCAGAUAUGAGCCUGAUGCAGAUGAUAUUGAGCGGGAGAUGGACAAAGCGCGGUCGUUGGGAGAACCUCUACGAAUGAACAAGAGAAUGCACCUCGUCAAGGCUAAGGGCUAA